AUGUCUUUGCUGAGUCUUCCCCCUCGGGUCCAGAAGGCAGCUGCCGAGAUGUCUGAUAACGAAAGCCCUGGCACUGCCCGUGCUGAACUCCCUCGUCAAUUCUCAUUUCUGUCGACAUUGGCCUUGGGAUACAGCAUCACCAAUUCAUGGGCUGGUUACGCUGGUAUCCUAUCGAUACCUUUGGUGAUGGGAGGGGGCCCGACGGCUUUCUUUGGCCUUUUUCUUGCUUCGAUAGCGUGUUGUUUUAUCACUGCGGGUCUUGCAGAGUUGGCAUCUGCAUUUCCCACUAGCGGAGGGCCAUAUCAUUUUGCUUUCAUCGUUUCAGCGCCCAAGCACCGUGCCGCAGUUUCUUUCGUUGUUGGCUGGUUGACUAUGAUCUCCUGGUGCACAGUGUCUACAUCCAACGGAAUAGUCUGUGCGCAAAUGAUUAAUGGGCUGGUGACUGUCCACCGUCCGAGCGUCACGGUAACUGCCUGGCGAAUCUAUCUUAUCUAUCUUCCGAUCGUUCUCCUCUCGACUGUGGUCGUAUGCUACCUGCCUCGUGUUAUUCCACUUAUAGAGGAUUGUAUCAUCAUCUUCAGCUUGCUCACCUUCGGCACCAGUUUGAUAACGGUGUUAGCAAUGCAAGAUCAAAAACAGUCUGCGCACACUUUGUUCUUGGCCUAUGAAAACCAUACAGGCUGGAGUGACGGGACAGCCUUCAUGAUAGGCGCUGGGACAUGCAUGUACGCAUACAUAACGGUCGAUAGUGUUACCCAUAUAGCAGAUGAAGUCCCAAACCCUGGUCGCAAUAUCCCCCGCGCAAUGAUGGCUACCGUGCUGACUGGCAUGGUAACCUGUAUUCCAUACGCGAUAGCCAUUCUUUUCUGCACAACCGAUCUUAAGGCUGUUGCAUCUUCCCCAAUCCCCAUUUAUACGGCAUACUUACAAGCAACAUCCAGCCCAGUCGUGGCCACGCUUUUCACUGCAUGGGUUAUAUUCUUCUAUUGCGCAGCCGAGUUGUCCUGUCUACUCACUGCGGGACGACUUGCAUACACGUUCGCUCGAGCUGGUGGUCUUCCUUAUUCGUCAUUCUUCGUUAAGAUCACAAACGAGAUGCCGCUGAACGCCACAUUGGGUUGUUGUGUGUUCAUCUGUCUGUACGGGCUGAUAUACAUUGGCUCAGCAACAGCCUUUGACAGUUUCAUAUCGAUAGUCAUAAUUGCCCUCAACAUCUGCUAUGUAGUCCCGCAAGCAAUCGUGCUGCUUCGUGGGCGUGACGCCGUCCUUGGGAGAAGAGCCUUCGCAAUGGGAAAGUAUUUUGGACUCUUCUGUAAUACUGUUGCUGUUGUCUGGGUGGCAGUCAUAUUGGUAUUCUUUUGUUUGCCUCUAAAGAUACCGACCACGGUACACGACAUGAAUUAUGCGAGUGUAGUACUCGCAGGGUUUGUUGCUCUGAUUGGUAUUGGGUGGUGGGGAGGGAAGAGGAAGACGUUCACCGGCCCGCUACAGGACAUUGAAUCCCCUCACAGCGGACAGACCGGGACGGCACGAGUGCAUGCUCUCAGUUUGGCCCUCACCUCCAAUUGCACAACGUAG
Molecule: messenger RNA, 1578 nt
Organism: Aspergillus niger
Lineage: Eukaryota; Fungi; Ascomycota; Eurotiomycetes; Eurotiales; Aspergillaceae
Exons: 6
Coding region: 1-1578 (525 amino acids)
Biological process (GO): transmembrane transport
Cellular component (GO): membrane
Molecular function (GO): transmembrane transporter activity
Source: RefSeq, a predicted model, not a curated record